GUUGGGUUAAGUUUGAUGUUUUUAAGUUCAUUUAAAGGUUUUUUGUGAUUGUUUCUUGGUUUUUAAGCACGAUAUCAUGCCGAUAACCCACUACCUACAAAAUAUGUUAUGUUUAUUACACGUUUCUAAGCAAAAUUGCCUUUAAUAGUGACCAUUUUAAAAUUUGUGAUUAUAAAAUACAUGUGGUGUGCCUAAGAAAUAUAAAAAUGAAAUGCUGUAUAACUUUCUGCCCAAAUCAUCGCCGUAGAAGUAAAACAGGAGAAUUAUUUUCUUUUCCAAGUAGAAAGAAUUUAAAAAAAUUAUGGUUGAAAGCGGUAAACAUUGAUGAAAAAGAAAUAUCUUUAAACACAAAGCUCUGUUCCUUACAUUUCAAAGAGAAUGACUUUCUUAAUUCUUCCACCAAGGUUAAAUUAAAACCAAAUGUUGUACCUUCCUUAAAUUUAAACAAACUAAAUGAAGGGAAAAAAUCCAAUGAAAAAUUGUUAAUUAAACCUAAAAAGGAACCUGAAGAAAUGCCCAAAAAGGAGAUAACAAAGGGGCGGUCGUAUUCACGUAGGGCCGCCAGCAAAGAGGCCCUAAAGCAAAUGCACCUCAUAUUAGACGAUGAAGCUGAAACAUUGGAAAUACCGGACGAUGAUGAUGAGAAAGUGGUCCCUGUAGAUUUACCGGCCCCUCCACCGCCUAAAAAAAAAUACAAAAUUUCUCACAGGAAGUCUUCUGAUGGAGAUCGAGAAGUCUUGGUUUUUAAAAGUAUUACAAAUCAUAACGUUGAAAACACACUGGAUUUGGAGUGUUGGCCGGAAGAAUUAUCACCUGAACAAUUGCACAGAAAUACAAACAUGAACUUUGAAGAGCAAGAAAUGGCUAAACACCUCGAAAACUUGAUUAAAAAUUUAAAUGCUGAUAUUAUUUAUAAAGGAGAAUAUACCACAGCUGUGAGUGUUUCGGAGCCAAUCAAAGGAAUUAAAAAGAACACUGCGCCAAUAGUUCUUAACAACGCCGCUGGCGCGACCAGUUACCAACUGGUGAUGGACCCCAGAAUGGGUCUGAUGGGUAUAAUGUCACCCGUGGCAAGCACCAGCGCCUCUAUCACCACAACCCCAGCAAAACUGGGGAAGGUACAGGUCGCCCAAAAUUUAGGGCGACAAACGUCCUCCAGAGGGCGCGGUCGGAAACCCAACCAGGUGGGAAGGCCCCCGGCUAUGCAACAUGUGGAAAAAAAUUCUCCAGCAAUCUCGGCAGGGAGGAUAACACGGGGGAUAGCAACGACAUGUCUACAGCAGGUGGCAAACCACAAACCCUCUGAGGGCAAUGUGGAAGGUGGACUGACGACAGGCACGAAAAAUGCCGAAAAAAAAAUCGUGGAAUGGCCUGGCGCCAGCACCAGCGACAACCGCGAAAUUUCCUUCAAUAAAUUGCAAGGAAAAACCUACCCUUCGUUGGUGGUUGUGGCCAGACCCCAGCUAAGAGCCAACAACGUCAAUGCAGAUCGCGGAAAGUUAGACACAAAAGUUAAAUCGGUAUUGAUGCAUCCUCCCACGAAGUUCACCGAAUGGUUGAUUCAACAAGGCCUGGUUAAGUCGGAACAGCGAUGCGCGGUCCACCAAUCGCUGCUAAAGCUGGGCAUGUACAGCGACGUGUCUAAAUUUCCAUAUUCGGGCGGCUACGUCUGGAUCUCGGAAUGUUGCCCGCAACAAUUCGUGUCGGUUUUCAGCGGUUCGCUGUUCGAAGGUUCUCCUCACCCGCCCAUCGUCAUUCUUAAGCUCCUCUACCACUGGGCGUGCCAAACCAACGUCCAAAACGUGACGCAAUGGGUGAAAGUGAACAAUUUGUACGUCAAAGGAAUGUUCACUUACUUAAGAUCGGUGUGCACUGUGGCUUUGCACACGCAUGUAAGACGGCUGGGUGGUCCUGGAAUUAAAGUGGAAGUCGGGGUUAUUUCUUUGGGUACCACCUCACAAGAUGGCGCGCAACGGCAAGUCAAAGUCGAGGUUUUGGGUAUCUUGGAGACCGGUUCCAAGUUGAUUAGGUUAAGAGCCGUAGAGCCUCUAGCGGACGGCGAUAAGAACUACAGAAAGAGGUUUUUAAAGAUUCUGGAGCCGGUGUUAAACUGGGUGCACCCCACUAGCACCAUCGUAACCGACAUGACGGUGGAUAAAGUUACUUUGAACAAUAUGGGCUUCCACAACAUAAUUCAAAACACCAGCAGCGAUUCUUCGGUAAACAACCGCGCCAUAAUGGAGUAUUUGAGGAGGAUAGUGCCGAGGAUGUUCCAGAACACUUUAUCCCUGCUCUCGCGGCAAAUCAUCCAGCAAUUUUUGGACGAGUUGGUGUGGCGGGAGUGGUUCGGGACCACCACGUGUUGCACGUUCGACAACCUCAUUCUGCAUCUGGCAGAGCAAACGCGCGGGGAUACGUCGUUGCUGGUGAAGUUGUGUCGCGUGUCGAUGAACCCGUUCAAAAACUGGGCUCCGGUUAAACAGGGCGCCCAGGGGCCGCCGGUGCCGCCUCUGGUGCUGUCCGGGACGCCGCAGCAAAAAGGCAACGACAAACCGGCGAAAGGAAAGGGCAGAAGGACCGACACCCAAAUGGAACCGAGACCGCCGAAAAGUAGUUCGCCGGACAUUCCAGAGCAACUUGUGCCAUUAGAAAAUUAUUAUUACGGUACCAUUGACCAUUACGUCACGUCGACCAAAAUAACGCUAAACAUAAAAUGUCCACAGUGCAAAGAGGUGUUCACCAACAACUUGCAGCUAAUGAACCACCUGUUCAAGCAUGCGCACAACGUUUCGAUGGACGCGCAGCUCUGUCGCUACUGCUUGACGAGCGUCCCCACCGCCAACGACAUCCUCAAGCACUUCCUCAACGCGCACCCGUGCGAAACAAAGUUCGACAACGGGUUCGUGUGCCUCAUCUGCGAGACGCACUACAUGAACCCGUUUGUUUUAGGUAAACACAUGUCCAAAGAGCACUUCCCAUCGGAAUUGCCGUAUCAGUGCGGAUCGUGCUCGUACCGGUGCUCCAAUCAUAAGCAAAUAAUCGAUCAUUUUUACAAGGCCCACGAUAACGGGCCCACCAUCCAGUGCCCUUUCUGCUUAAAAUCCACCACGGUCUACUCCUCUUCAAGGAAUCUAGCGCAAAAUAUAACCUUCUUCAUUCAACACCUUCAAAAGCAUCAGAAGAAGCAGUUUGCCAAAAGAUGCGGCAAAUGCAAUCUGUGGUUCAUCAACAAAGACGACGUCAAAGAGCAUCAGCAAAAAAUGCAUUGUUCCCAAAGAGGCAAAACAGGUCUGAUAGGGUGGAGCGCGCCACGUAACGGUGUCAUGGUGCCAAAAUCAAAAAUGGAGAAGUAUCCGGGAGACGCUGAUGUUAUAAACUUUGGCACGUUAUUCUUCAACGUUUCCAAAGCGGCGCGUUGUAAAGAAUGCGACACGCCCAUGAACUCUCCCAAACACUUUCCGUCCUUCGAAACGUGCCAAAAUCCGAAUUGCCAGUACUCCACCUGUUGCACGUCAGCCAUGCAAGAGCACAACGCCAGAUGCAGCAAAAAAUCCGAACUGGUUCCGGCUCCCGAACCGUUACCGUUCGAUAUGUUUUGCGUUUGCGGAUACAGCAGCGGCGACGGCAACGUUUUGGCGAAACAUCUCGCAAUUUGCGAGAGAAAAUCCGCCUAUCCUUCGGUGCAAUGCGCCAAGCAGGCCUGCGUCACUCACAGCAUGUUGGACGUGUUGGGAUUGGUCAGGAACCCGGAAACAGCAACCAAGCGUAAAAAAAUAAAAAGAAGCACUCCCCCUAUUGAAAAAUCAGCCCCUAUUGGUGUUAGUGACCAGGAUUCGUCGAUUAUAAAAGAAGAAAAGGAUGUCGUUGAAUCGCCCAGCUUAAAACCCGAUAAAACCGAACAAUCUGCAUCCAAAGUCGUGGAAAUAGAAGAUUCUCCACCCCCACAAACAGUCAACUCUGACAGUCCGAAGUCCGAAGACGACAAACUUAUCGAAGAAAAAGCGAAUGAAGAGGGUACUGAAAAACCAACAGAUUUUGAGGAAAUUAAAGAUGAUUCUAUUGAUGACGUAGACUUGCCCAAAGAAGACGAAUCCUCGAAGAAUAUCACUGAAGCAAUGGAUGAAAAAUCGCCCGAAAUUUCUGAAGAAAAAUCCUCGGAAACCGAGGUCUCGGAAGAAAAAUCUGAAUCGGAGUAUAUAACUGAUGCCACUGAAGUAAUAGAAAUUUCGGAAGAAAAAUCCUCGGAAACUGAAGAUGCGGCAGAUGUUACCGAAGCAAUAGUGGAAAAAGGUUCUGAAAUUGAAGAUGUCGCUGAAGCAGUAAUAAAAACAUGUUCUGAAAUUGAGGAUGCCUCUGACGCAGUUGAAGAAAAAUCAAAUGAAAAUGUAGCUAAAGAAAUGGAAGAAAAACCCGAAGAAAUUGGCGAAGCAGAGGAAAAAUCUUCUGAAACUGAAGAAAUUGACGAAGCAGUGGUAGAAAAAUCUGAAAUUGAAGAGGAAGUUGCGUCUGAGAGUACAAUUAAAGGAACUGAUUUUGUGGGCGGUUCUAUAAAAGAAAAUAUUGAAACCACUUUGGAUGUGAAAGAUGACGAAAAAGUUUCUGAAAGUACAGAACCUGAAAACAUCAGUAUUGCACCUGUGGCUGCAAUGGAGGUUGAAGAAUCUGAAAGUAAUGAAACUACUUUAAUGGAAACAGACUAAUUAUAAUUAAUUAAGAAAAAAAUAUGUGUAUUCAAAAUGUUUGAUAAUAAUUGUAUUCAAAUUUUAUGAACAUGGUUUUUAUUUUGUAAAAGUUGGUGCAUUAAAUAACUCGAAUGUUGUUCAAUGUUCACAAAUAGCUUGUUUUUAUUUUUAUAGUAAUUCUAUGUUUUAUUAAUUAAUAUACAAAAUAUUCCACAUAA
Molecule: messenger RNA, 4900 nt
Organism: Brassicogethes aeneus
Lineage: Eukaryota; Metazoa; Arthropoda; Insecta; Coleoptera; Nitidulidae
Source: the annotation of a GenBank genome assembly